UAGAAUAUUAGGGCCAACUUUCCAAAAUUAAAAUUACCCUUAGUAGAGUUUCUUCUCUCUUUCAACGAUUCUCUUACACACGUCCACCGGCUUUCCCCUCUUUCUAGUGUCGUCCACAAAAACCCACGAAACGACGCAUUCUGAGGGGAGGCGACAGAAAUCAUCUGAAAUACCGGGAACAAGUGAUAAAGAAAAAUUUAUUUGUGUACCUUUUAUUUCAUUGGUUCACCGGCUUUGAUCCAUGGGCACCCCGGAAACAACUAGAGAGCCUUGCCCGGAUCGUAUCCUUGAUGACGUAGGUGGUGCUUUUGGGAUGGGGGCUGUUGGUGGUGCAGCCUUCCAUUUCUUGAAGGGAAUCUAUAACUCCCCGAAAGGCGAGCGUUUGGCUGGGGGUUCUCAAGCAGUUCGCAUGAAUGCUCCUCGUGUUGGUGGCAGUUUUGCAGUAUGGGGUGGGCUCUUUUCCACCUUCGACUGUACAAUGGUGUACAUGCGGCAAAAAGAGGAUCCUUGGAACUCGAUCAUAGCAGGUGCAGCGACGGGGGGCUUUCUGCAGAUGCGUCAGGGAAUGGGUGCUGCUUCCCGGUCAGCGUUAUUUGGUGGUGUUUUACUUGCUUUGAUUGAGGGAGCUGGGAUAAUGAUAAACAAAGUGGUGAGCGCACCGCAGAACUUACCUCCCAUGGAGGACCCUCUUCCGAAUGUGGCUGGUAUGCCCGGAUACCCCGGGCAAAUGCCUGGAUACCCUGGGCAGAUGCCUGGUCAACCUCCCAUAAGUAUUGACAGCAUGGGUGCGGGAUCUUCUUCUUCGUCUCCAUCACCUUCAUCAUCACCAUCUUCUUCUUCAUGGUUUGGAGGUCCUUUUUGGCGCGAAGGAGGAGACAGUACCCAGUGAGGGAAGUAAGACGAAGGUCUUGGAGAGCUUUGAUGCUCCAAAUCCUCCAUCUUUCGAGUACAAAUGAUGAAGAAGGGAAUAUCUGGUGAGUGAGGUAUUAUCUAUAGUUUUCAUUUAGCAUCUAUGACAUGGAACUGUUAAUUGAUUGGUUUUGAUCUCGCAUUGUUGCAUUAGUCACGGUAGGCGGCUCCAAUACUUGUUUUAGUUUCAUAUUCAGUUUUUUAUUAACAUUGCAAGAUUCCAUUAUCAUAUAUCGGUGAGACCUUCUGGUCUGGUGUGCCUAAAGUUUGUUCGAUUGUGUUAUAGUCAUUAGAUAGUGAUGAACUCUGAAAAUUUGAAAUCCACACCGAAUCAGAUUCAGUAUGAAUGUUAUAUGCUAGUUCAUAUGUCUAACGUAAUUGGUAUUCUUAUUGUAUCAAAUAACGUAAUUCAGUUUUGGUACUCGUAAUUCUUGUGUCUGAAACAUCUAUAUGAUGGCAAUUGUAAGACGCCCGCCCACACAUAAAUGUAAAACUGCUGAAAUGCUAUUAAAAUGACUGGUUCAAGAAUAAUGGCUUUAGGUGCAAAAUGUGAAAACUUCUUAGGAAGAUGACUUAAUAGAAGACUGAAACCAAACUCAAACAUAACCGAGUGUAACAGCUCCCUUCAUCAACUAUGACUAAGAAUACUUUUGUUUUUGAUUGAGAAACUCGUGUUCAGCAGUUUGGUGCAGCUUGAGUUCCAAUUGUAGUAUAAGGAUGUAUAACCUUGAAGAGACCAUUAUUUUCUCUUGCAAUUUUUGUCUAGUAUUCGGUUUCAAACAUGGUUUCCUAUAGAAGUAUGCUAUUGUGAUGUAUCUUGAUCUUCUUGUGUGACUCCGUAGGAUUAUCCGCUGAUGGCAGUCGGGCUAAGCAUUCGGAUCUACGCGAGCUUGGAGAUUGCUCAUAAGAGUACCUGAAAUUUGUAAUAAAAGCUAUAUCUCUGUCCUUCUGGUUUUUGACCAUCUAGAUUCGUCUCUUUAUAGGCAUUUUGUUGUAUGAAUCUAAAACGCUUUAAUUUAUGAAUUAGAUGCUUGUAGUGCCUUAUAAGCCUGUCAUAGACUCAUAAUAUAUUGCAAUUAGACAUAUGUUUGUGAUCCUAUUACAUGGAAAUUAUAUAGCAUGUUGCCCCAUUUUUGUUCA
Molecule: messenger RNA, 2049 nt
Organism: Salvia miltiorrhiza (redroot sage)
Lineage: Eukaryota; Viridiplantae; Streptophyta; Magnoliopsida; Lamiales; Lamiaceae
Product: mitochondrial import inner membrane translocase subunit TIM17-2-like
Exons: 2
Coding region: 242-889 (215 amino acids)
Biological process (GO): protein import into mitochondrial matrix
Cellular component (GO): TIM23 mitochondrial import inner membrane translocase complex; mitochondrial inner membrane
Molecular function (GO): transmembrane protein transporter activity
Source: RefSeq, a predicted model, not a curated record